Messenger RNA from Thalassophryne amazonica, 2862 nucleotides. It is a transcript of the gene astn2, whose product is annotated as astrotactin-2. Gene Ontology annotation, molecular function: protein binding. Lineage: Eukaryota; Metazoa; Chordata; Actinopteri; Batrachoidiformes; Batrachoididae. Gene Ontology annotation, biological process: neuron migration; neuron cell-cell adhesion. Bases 138 to 2771 code for a protein of 877 amino acids. The record is from RefSeq and is a predicted model, not a curated record. The transcript has 18 exons.
CCCUGACGCUUAUCACCAUCAGCACAUGUGUCAUUGCCAUUGUCUAUGCCACGCAGGAUUCCUGCCCCCUCUCUGUCAAGGUUACUCUCCAUGUGCCAGAGCACUUUGUCGCAGACGGAAGUAGUUUUGUGGUGAGCAUGGGCAGCUUCCUGGAUGUUUCAAAUUGGCUAAACCCAGCCAAGCUAACCCUGUACUAUCAAACCAACUCAUCCACACAGUGGGUCCAAGACUACUGUGGCCAGAGGACCACUGAGCCCUGUGAACAGAAUUGUGACCAGGACACAGGAGAAUGCAGCUGUCAUGAAGGUUAUUCCCCUGAUCCCGACCAUAAACACCUCUGUGUUCGGAGCGACUGGGGUCGCAACGAAGGUCCUUGGCCGUACGCUAACUUGGAGAAAGGCUAUGACCUAGUUACUGGAGAGCAGGCCCCAGAGAGGAUCUUCAGGUCAUUCUACAGUCUUGGUCAGGGCUUGUGGCUGCCAGUCAGCAAGAGCUUUGUGGUACCACCAGUGGAACUGUCAAUCAGUCCCAUCGCCAGCUGUAAGACAGACGUGUUGGUUACUGAAGAUCCAGCUGAGGUCAGGGAAGAGGCAAUGUUGUCUACAUACUUUGAAACAGUAGAUGAUUUGCUGGCAUCCUUCGGGCCUGUCCGUGAAUGCUCCAAAGAUAACGGAGGCUGCAAGAAGAAUUUCAAAUGUGUUCCUGACCGACAGUUGGACUCGUCUGGCUGCAUGUGUCCUGAGGGGCUCAGGCCAAUGAAGGAUGGCUCAGGUUGCUAUGACUACUCCAGGGGCAUCGACUGCACGGAUGGCUUCAAUGGAGGCUGUGAGCAGCUGUGUCUCCAGCAGCUCGUGCCCCUUGAGGCUGACCCCACUUCCAGCAAUGUGCUCAUGUUUUGCGGAUGUGUGCAGGAGUACAAACUGGCAGCGGAUGGGUGCUCCUGCCUCCUGCAGUCAGACAACUGCGAGGGACCAAAAUGCCCAAGGCAGAAUGUCCACUUCAAUGACACCCUGUUUGGUGAGAUGCUGCAUGGAUACAACAACAAAACCCAGCAAGUCAACUUGGGACAGAUAUUCCAAAUGACCUUCCGGGACAACAACUUCAUCAAGGACUUUCCCCAGUUAGCAGAUGGCCUCAUGGUCAUCCCCUUACCUGUGGAGGAGCAAUGUCGAGGGAUCUUGUCUGAGCCCCUGCCCAACCUGCAGCUCCUUACAGGAGACGCACAGUUCAGCGAGGCUGUGGGCUAUCCCAUGGUGCAACAGUGGAGAGUACGCAGCAACCUGUACAAAGUCAAACUCAGCUCGAUCACUUUAUCUGCAGGCUUUUCCAAAGUGUUGAAGACGCUGUCGGCAGAGAGCCCGAGGGAGGAGUUGCUGGCCUUCCUCCAGCAGUACGGCAGCCACUACGUGUCUGAGGCGCUGUAUGGAUCUGAACUCAGCUGCAGCAUCUACUUCCCCAGCAAGAAAGCCCAGCAGCAGCUCUGGCUGCAGUACCAGAAAGAGGCAACAGACCAAGGGCUGGCUGGAGGUGGGCGCCAUGAACUGAAGUCGGUCCCCUUCAUCAGCUACCUGUCGGCACUGCAGAAGAGCCAGCUGUUGUCUGACGACAUAGUGAACGGCGUGGAGAUUCGCUGCGAGGAGAAGGGCAGCUGUCCGGCGGGCUGCCACUUGUGCCAUCACCAGGCCAUGAUGGGAAGUGUGUCAGGAAGGGGCCGCGCUGGUAAUGGCAGGAGCGGAGAACAGCUUUCCCCCAUCCCUGUGCUGCUGGAGGUCAGCCGUGUGGUGCCACUUUACAGCCUGGUGCAGGACAACGUCACCAAAGAGGCCUUCAAGGGUGCCACGAUGAGUUCAUACUGGUGUGCUGGAAAGGGCGAUGUCAUUGAUAACUGGUGUCGCUGCGACCUCAAUGCUUUCAGCAAAGAUGGCCUGCCUAACUGCAGUCCCCUAAGGCAGCCAAUAUUACGCCUUGCCCCUUACCUGGAGCCGUCAAGCACGAUGGUGGCGCUGGAGUGGAUGGAUGUGGAGCCUUUAAUUGGCUGCAAGAUUUCUGAUUAUAUCAUUCAGCAUAAGAGAGUGGAGGAGCCUUCAGAGGCUGAUGUUUACAUAGGUGAGGUCCUGAGCUUGGUGGAUGAUCUGUUUUCUGGUCUGGGCUCAUCCUGUGUUGUUGCAGGAAAGAGAAAUGGAGACCAUCCACAUUCUGUACUAUAUUCAGUGGUCUUCAAGUGCCUGGAACCUGACAGCCUCUACAGGUUUACUCUCUAUGCAGUGGAUGGCCGAGGCAGUCACUCUGAGUCAAGCUUUGUCUCAGUGCAGACUUCCUGUCCAGUGGUGGACGACAGCCGAGCUGAAGAGAUCGCAGAUAAAGUGUACAACUUGUACAACGGCUACACCAGUGGCAAGGAGCAGCAGAUGGCCUACAAUAUGCUGAUGGAGAUUCCUCCUCCGCUGCUUUACAGAGUUCAGCACCAUUACAACUCCCACUAUGAGAAGUUUGGAGACUUCGUCUGGCGCAGUGAGGAUGAGCUCGGCCCCAGAAAAGCCAACCUGAUACUCCGAAGGGUGGAGAGGAUCAGCCACUACUGCCGAUCCCUGCUGCGUAGCACCCACAUCCAGAGCCGAACCGACACCACGGCAUACAUGUUCUGCCAGAGCGAAGACGCGCGGCCUCCCAGCAACACGUGGCACAGCUCUUUACAUGACACUCGUACGGCCUGCAUGGAAAAGUUGAUUUCUGUGCAGCGUAACACGUACAGCAACACCAAACUCCGGUGAGACAGCAGGUGCAUUCAUGACCAUUGAGCGAUAAACGCUGACAGUCCGCGCUGCAGCAGGUGUCUCUCAAGUGACUGGUGCAUUUUGAAAA